Molecule: messenger RNA, 3945 nt
Organism: Lycium barbarum (goji berry)
Lineage: Eukaryota; Viridiplantae; Streptophyta; Magnoliopsida; Solanales; Solanaceae
Exons: 2
Coding region: 204-1697 (497 amino acids)
Molecular function (GO): nucleic acid binding; zinc ion binding
Source: RefSeq, a predicted model, not a curated record
UGGUAUCAGAGCGGUUUGGUUCUCGGAAUGUCUACAGACCGUGUCUCGUAGAGUCUUGUUUAUCGGUGUGUUGUGCACCGCAUCUAUAAACAGGAGGCUGCAGGACAUUUAGGGUGUUUCCUUCCUUUGAAUCUUAGAUCGUGCGAUAGAGUUAUGCUAUUAGGAUGAUUCUGUUCUGAUCCGUUGUUGCUUUUCUUUCAGUGAUGCCUCCGAAAAAGGCGACGGCCGCCCAGAAGAAAAAGGGCGUGGUAGGAGAGACCAGUCGGGCUCAGAAGGGUACUCGGACCCUUGCUCAGAUGAUGCGUGAUAUUGCGUCCCAGCCAGCAGACUCUACUACGUCUUCAUCAUCAGAGGAGUCUGGAGCACCAGUCGCUGCCACUAGGGGUCGGGGGGCGGCUACACCAUUAGCUCCAGAGGCUCCAACGGCCGCGCCUCCAGUUCCCCAGCCAGGGGCAGAUGAUGGUACCCUGCGAGAGGCAGUUCAGCUAUUGACUCGACUGGUAGCGGGGCAGGCUCGCAGACGCGGGCGGAGGGAUGAUGAUGAUGACAGGCGUGACAGCCUGAGGGUUCGAGAGUUCCUAUUUUGUGGCCCCCCAGAGUUUUUUGGGUCUAAGCCCGACGAGGACCCCCAUGACUUUAUUCGGGGGAUGCGGCGCUCACUAGACUUGGUCAGGGCUUCAGAGACUGAGUCUGUUGAGUUGGCCUCGCACAGACUACGGGAUGUUGCUGCUCACUGGUUUGAGUCCUGGGAGCUAUCCAGGGGUGAGGGUGCUGCCCCAGCUACUUGGGACGAGUUCGUGGCUGCGUUUACCCGCCACUUUUUGCCCCCAGAGUUACGGCGGGCGCAGGUUGAUCGAUUUUUGCAUCUGCAGCAGAGGGGUCGGAGCGUUCGUGAGUAUAAUUUGGAGUUUGAUUCUCUGGCCCGGUAUGCACCUGCCAUAGUAGCAGACAUGGCCGAUCGGAUGCACAGAUACGUGAUGGGGUUAGACCGUUAUUUGAUUGAUGGCUGUAUGGCGGUGGCAUUGCAGACAGAUAUGGAUAUCGCCCGACUACAGGCCUAUGCUCUGGGUAUGGAGGACCGACACAGGGACGAUUAUUCCAGCAGAGAUCGGGACAGGAGGCCGCCCAAGAGGGCCAGGUCUGCAGGAUAUUCUGGAGAUUCCCGAGGCAGACAGCCUCAGCCGCAGCAGCAGUCUAGCUGGCAUUCUUCCCAGCCGGCACAGAGCACACCUCCGCAGUUCUCAGGCAGGAGAUUUGAUAGCCCAGGGUAUUUAGGAGCAGGCCAGAGCUCCGGAGUUUCAGGUUCGCGGGUAGACAGGAGUUCCGGUCAGACGAGGCCACCCAGGCCUCAGUGUUCUUAUUGUGGGAGAUACCACCCUGGAGAGUGCUACCGUGCUACAGGUGCUUGUUAUUCUUGUGGCCGCCAGGGCCAUACUGUAAGAGAGUGCCCGUAUAAGGGUAAUUUGGGAGGUGCAGCGCAGCCUACCGGGUCAGUCGCUGGGUCAUCGUCUCCUUCGAUAGCCAUGCGCCCUGCGGGGCAGGGUACGUCGACAUCAGCAGGCCGCGGCAGAGGUCGUGGCGGAGCUCCCAGUUCAAGCGGUCCUUCGAACCGCAUCUAUGCCUUGACUAGUCGACAGGACCCGAAGGCGCUACCAAACACGGAUACAGGUAUACUAAUGUCUUUUUUCGAAAUAUAAGUGUAUUGACAGGUCUAGCCUCUACUUUGUGAUAUAUUUUCCCCAAAAUGCUUACAAGAUCCUAUAAGAUUAAUUUGACAUUCGAGGACGAAUGUUCUAAAGGGGGGGAGGAUGUUAUACCCCGUACAUUUAUAUGACGAAUUAUCCGCAAGAAAAUCGACUCAAGUUAAAGGCGGAAUUAUUUUCGGAUACGAAAUAGAAAUCGUUAAUUUUCAAUUUUAAUUAAAACAUAAAUUGUGUAUGAAUUUUAUUGGUAUAAAGAUAUUAUUGGAGAUUAGGGGUAAAUUAACUAUGAUUAGAUUAUUAAGUGGGAUUAAAAUUUAAAUCACUUCAUUAAUUAAUUAAGCUUAAAGGGCCAUGUGGGCCCCACCCAAAAAAAAAAAAAAAAAAAAAAAAGGGGAAUCAAAUCUGAAAAUUUACAAGACAAGGUGGAAUAUUGAAUCAUUAAGUGGGGGUGUACGUGUAACAUGGUGGGAAACCAUAUACAUAGAAUAAGGCAAAGUGCAAAUGGCAUUUUCCAAUGCAUUUGUUGGAUAUCAACUUUCAAGAACAAGAAAGCAUAUGCAUGACUUCUCACGGCCAGAUUGAGGUUUUAAAAAAAAAAAAAAAAAAAUCAGUUUGUAGCUUAAUAAAAUUCUAAGGAGAAGACAAGGAGAUAGAGGUGGAAAAGCAAGAACAAGUAUAAAGAUUUAAGACACAAAUUGGGGUCAAGUAUCCAAGGUAAGAAUUGGUUAUUUCUUUUACAUUUAGAAUGAGUUGGAUGCAUUGUGAAUAUGUAUAAAAUGGUGCAUGUUGGUAUUGAAUGUUGUUGAAAUUUAAAGUUAGCCGUGUGAAGGGCUUAUGUGAAGUAAUGUUUGAAUUUCUUGUACAUGUAUUAAGGAUGGUUUGAAUGAUGUAGUGUGUUUGAAAGGAAUGAAAAUUAUGGAAUUUUGUAUGUGGUUGUGUUGAAGCCGUGUAGGAGUUGAUUUAAGGAGUUAAUGGACUGUUUUAUGUGAUUUUUAUAUAAUUUUUAUGCAAUUAUGAAAGUAAGAUGCUAAAUGUGAACUAUGGUUGUUAUUAAUGAAUUUGGAAGGAAAACAAUGCGAUUUGGUAGUUUCGUUGCAAUUGUAGAAGUUUCGAAUGGAAUAUGGAAAUGGGCGGAAUGGUUCGAACCCUUGGAUAUUGUUUAAAAUGUUAUUGAAAUAUGUUUGGGUAAUCUUGAGUUAGUUAAUGAAUAUGGAAAAAUGUUGAUAUUAGUUGGAGGGUGUGAAGUUAGAAUGGAAGAGUUACAUUAUGUGGAAAGGAAGGGAAAUUUUUUGGAUUGUUGGAAAUGUUGUAUGAAUUGCUUAGAAUGUCUUUAAGUAUUGUUGGUAUGGAUUCGGGUUAGUAUUUAAAUAUAUAAGCAUCGAUGUUGGCUUGAAGGUAAGUCGUCGAGUUGAAUUUAUGAAAGUUGUUGAAUGAUGUAAAAGAGAGUUACUAUUAUUAUUUUGCCUUUCGAAUUGGUUAUCAAUGUUACUAGGUUGGUUAUUGUGGUUGUUGUUGUUGAUUUUGAGCGAGAUAAAUUCUCGGGAUGGCCUAUUUACAGGGGAAGUGCUGCCGAAUUUUCUGUAGAAUUUAAUGAUUAGUUUGGAAUGAAUGGCUUAAGUGCCCUUAGCUAAUGAUUGGUAUUCGUUGGCGUAAUUGUAGACCUUGGGGAGCCCGAGGCGUAGAUUUGGAUUAGCUUUAGAUUGGUUAUCUUGGAAGUGCGUUCGAGGUACAUACGACAGGUUCGCUGAUCCGCCCGCUUAGGAUCUUAUUCUGCUAUUCUGAGGCGCUCUCUUAUCCGGAGCCUAUAUUUUUGGUACAGUCUCCUGCUAUUGUAUAAAUGUACGUCACUCAGGGGUACGACGGGGCCCUGUCCCGUCAUAUGAUUCUGUCGGUCUGUUUAGAGGUCUGUGGACAUGUUUGUGGGUUAGGGUCUUUCUGUACAAAUGCGUGUAUAUGUUGUGUUUGGGCGAUCUCAUUCGCCGCGGCGGCCGGUCCGCAUAUGUUUAAAUGUUGCUUCGUUGGCCCUGUGUGGUCUUUUGUUGGUAUUUUCUGUGCGCAGGGUUAUUUUGGAUAGCCUGUAAAACAAAGGAAACUCUGCCGAAAUUUUUCUGGAAAUUAUCUAACUUUGAAAUAUAGCCUUGUCGGCUUCCGCUAUAUACUUGAAUGCGUUUGAUAAAAUUUGAGAUAGCAUUUGAUAGAUGUGUUCGGGUGCUCAGAUCGGGCACUAGUCACGGCCUAUGGG